Peronospora matthiolae is the source of this 2688-nucleotide messenger RNA. The record is from the annotation of a GenBank genome assembly. Lineage: Eukaryota; Oomycota; Peronosporomycetes; Peronosporales; Peronosporaceae.
AUGGAUUCGUUCGGCUUUGACUUUGCGGGCGGCGACCUCCUGGACUUGGGCUCGCUCGGCUCGUGGACGAACAACACGCCCAUGGGCAACUCGCCCAAUGGCGGCAGCAACGGCAACGGCGCGCUGCCGUUCAGUGUGGGCACGCCCACGGGCGUCCAGAGCCUCGGGGACGACCCGUUCGCUAACAUGUCGAGCACGAGUGACAAUGAGUUCAGCUUUGGGGAUUCGCCCAAACCGUCGCCCAGUGCUCAGAGCCAAAAGAACGACGCAGGAGCUGCCAACGCGUCGAUAGCGACGGCGUCGGCGUCUUCGUCGUCGUCGGCGCCAAGUGCCAGCGCCGGGACGGACUUGGCCACGAGCUAUUUCGGCGCCGAGCUUGAAGCCAGUGGCGCGUCUCCGGGAGCUACGUCACGAGCCGCCGCCUCGUCCGCAGGGACGACCGACGCACUGUUAUCCACUGGAGACAGCAAGAGCAAAAAGACGACUGUCAAGAAGGAGACGAGCGCUGCCCAGGUAAAAGCAGAUGCAAGCAGCGCACCGACGUCCGCGCCGGCGUCGGCGGUGACGCAUCGUGCGGCGUCGUUGACAAGUUCGAAGGGUACCGAGACACCGUCGACAUCAGUGCCUUUGAAAGAGGACACUACAAGCUUGGCAUCAACGACGUCGUCGACGACACCGAAAUCGUCCUCGGCAACCUCGACGGGGCCACGACCGGUAGCUAGUAGCGGUACUGCGAUCUCGGCUUCCAGCAGUAUUAGCAGCGUUGCCAGCAGCAGUGUGGCGACGUCCGCGCCGUCCACCACGUCGUCUGCGCGACCGCACAUUGGUAACCAACAACAGCAGCAGCAACAGCAGCAGAUGCAGAUGCAACAGCAGCAACAGAGACAGCAACAGUAUGCCAAUCAAAUGAUGAUGAACCAGCAGAGUGGUCAGCCUCAGCAGUUUGCUGGCCAACCGUACCAGCAGCAAAUGCACGCGGCCCAGAUAGCCGGGGGCGUGAGUGGCGCUUCCGCUCCACCUCCGGCUGCUGCCAGUCAGUACAUGGGAAGUCAGCCCGGUCAGGCUUACCGUUUACCAACUUCGUCAUAUGAAGAGGAGUUUGCACGAGUGAAAGCAAUGAUGAUGCAACACGUUGAUUUGAUUCCGCCGCCGAUGGAGGUGCUUCGUAUCUCGAUGAGCCAGAGCGCCACCGGCCAGCAAGGUAUGACUAUGGGUGGCAACGCUUACAUGCAGCAGCGUGGUAAUCCAGCUAUGGUCCGUGGAGGCGCCCCUGGUAGUGCAACGUAUGGACAGUAUGGAAACCCGAAUGUGAUGAUGGCCGGACCUGUACAAAGUACGCCUCAAGCUGGAAUGAUGAACGCCGCACGGAUGCGUGCGGCGCAAAUGGCGCAGCAGCAAGCUCAACAACGUGUCGCGGCUGGUCGAACACCUGGGGGAAGCAAUGACGCACAGACUGCAUGGCAAUCUGAGAAUGAUUUGCCUUUGCGGCGGAAAAUGAUCGGAAAAAUCGUUAGCCUGCUGCAGCAGCGGAAGCCGGAUGCGCCUGCCGAGUGGAUUCGACGGCUGCCGGACAUGGCAAGGAGACUAGAGGAUUCUUUGUACCGUACGGCGAAAAAUCGAGAUGAGUACGGGGACUUUUCGUCUUUGAAGACCCGACUGCAGCAUUUGGCAGUGACGAUGGGUGCACGCGCUCAGCACAAGGCUGGCGGCAAUCCUCGCGCUACAGGCACAAGUAGCGUACCAGUCACAACUGGUGGCACGGCUGGUAACAAUGCGAUGAUGACCGCUCCAGGGAUGGCAAUGAACUUGGGAGCAGGCGGUAUGGGCCCUCAAGGUCACGUGGUAGGCAACAUGCCGUACGGCAACCGGAUGACUCAGCAGCAAUUGAUGCAACAGCAACACUUGCAAAUGCAAAUGCAGCAGAACCCUCAGAUGCGGCAACAGCUUACACCGCAGCAGUUGCAGCAGUUUCAGGAAGCUCAACUGCAACGACGGCAGCUGCAAAUGCAGCAGGCGCAGCAACAGGCCCAGAUGCAGCGUCAGCAGCAGCACCAGUAUCAGCAGAAUCAAGUACUCCAGCGCCAGAAUUCAAUGCGUCAAAUGCAGCAGAUGCAGCAACAGCAACAACUGCAGCAACGGCAGAAUCCGAAUUAUAUGCAGCAACAACAACAACAGCAGCAGCAACAGCAACAGCAGCAUCAGCAAGUUCAGGCUCAAGCUCGUGCGCAAGCUCAAGCUCAACGGAAUGGUACAACGAAUGGUGCUGCUAAUCAGCAGCGAAUGAGCGGGGACGUAAGUCUUGGUGAAUCUUCGGACUUUCUGAACCUGGACUUAUCUUCGUCGUUGCUGGGAUCUGAUGAUAUACAAAGUGUGAAUUCCACCCAUACUGGAGGCGACGCGAUGAAGAGUGGAAGCAAUCACACUGCGCAUUUGGCAGGUCAGAAGCGGACGCUUUCUCAAUCUCAGCAGCAAAUGGCAGCAGCGGCAAAUGCAGCUGCAUUCAAGCGGACAAAAGUAGGAGGAGCUGCCGGCCAGGCUGGCGGCGCUGUCACAAAUCAGCAGCAUUCGAGUACUGCAAAUUCUACAUCUCAAGUAUCACAGCCUUCGCAGACAUCGAUGCAGAAAUCCGUGGCAAGUACUAGUGGCUCAUCGAAGACUCCACCUAUGAGUACAGUCAACGCCAAGUAA